CUUCGAGCUCGUGUGUUCUCCUCUAAAACUAUAACAGGCAGAGUGUAUUAGAGCUGUCAAAAAUAUGGUCGGUCUACUUACUUCUGUGAGAGAUCAUAUUAGAAGCUGUCUACGAAAUCAUCUUUCCGCAAUUACAAACAAUCUUGAAGCAAGAUGUAGAACGCGCUCUGCUUCCUGGAGUCGCUUCCAUCCUUUAGCCAGGACAUGACCUUCUGUUGUGGUUGUCAGGUUCUGUGGAGAGUCAAAAGCUAGGUCAUGAUAAGCCUGCGAGGAAGACAAGAGAAUGUUAAACCAACUCCCAAGGCCGACAACUACAUCAGCACCACUUUAUCCAAUCAGAGACCCACAGCAGUAUGAUUUUCAACAUCAAAAUCUAGCAGAAGAUGAUCAUACGUGAGAACAAGCAGGUUUACAACUACAACUACAAGCUGACGUUCAGUCUGCACACACUCCCUCCAAUGGAGUAGAAGUUGUACAACACAUAAAUGCUACCGAGGAAGAAAAGCACAUGAAAAAUGUUGAGGAAGAACGACUACAAAACAUGACGCGUGACUUAAGUUUGCGCGUUAGUCAAGUAGUGCGGGAACAACUAGUGCAAUUAGCCGACGACUUCGACACAGCAGGAGGACCUUGGCGGAGGUAGUUCGAGGAGGAGACGGAGACAGGAAAUACUUAUGAUUUGACCUGAUAGAAGAUAGGAAUGAUUCAAUUGAAGAAGUUGUGCCAUUUUUCCUAGAGAAUUUGAUAGGACUGUCACCUACAAGUGCAACGUAUAGUACCUUGUUAUACAUAAACCAUCAUCAACCUACCCAUCAUCAACCUACCCAUCAUCAGCCUACCCAUCAUCAACCUACCCAUCAUCAACCUACCCAUCAUCAACCUACCUAUACCUUAUCCUGUUGUAUGUGCGAUCUCUUCUAAUUUAUAGCGCAGGAGGAUCCAUAGUCUCGCGACCGCAGCCUCGUUGGAUAGCAGCAUGGCGGAGUCGGUGGAGCGUCGUAUUGACUCUCCUAGAAGUACCGACCAGGGGCAACAAAAGUACUACUAUCUUGUCGCGGAUGAUAGUGGAGACGAUCAUGAAGGGGCUGAUUUGGAAGAUGCUAACAAUGUUGAAGAUAUUAAUCAAAGUCAAACAACUGGAGGUAGAACCAGUAGUCCAGCUGCGACGAGGAAAGACCAUCUAUUGCGUGAGUACCUAAAGGAAAAAGAAAAAGCCGAGAUUCAAUAUCGUAAACUUGCUAUUCUCUCGCGCACCCACUCGAUUGAAGGAGGAGCAUGAUCCCCCUUCUUCAUCUCGCUGCCUACUGCUAUUUUGCUUGGACCCAUUUUCGCUCUGAGUCUGACGUAUCAUGAAGAUCAUUUCGCACCCCUGCUUUAUUUUUCCAAACGCGUUUUACUUUUUUUUGUAUGUUCUAUCCAAAGUCGAUUUAUUCUCUAGUCUCGGCUGCCGUGGCUUACGCUUACCACAGACGACGAGCAUGGCAGGUGUAUGUCCUCUGCGUGUGUUGCCGUGUUUUCCAAGUGAAGAACUUCUACCGACGUUUUGCUGUAUUAGAGGCGGUUGCUAUGUGCGAUAGACGACGCAAUGUUGUCUAUCGGCUGAGUAAAUAGUUAGUCUCCUAAAAA
Amoebophrya sp. A25 is the source of this 1626-nucleotide messenger RNA. NCBI's taxonomy places the organism in Eukaryota, Dinophyceae, Syndiniales, Amoebophryaceae. The record is from the annotation of a GenBank genome assembly.